Anoplophora glabripennis (Asian longhorned beetle) is the source of this 2775-nucleotide messenger RNA. Its product is annotated as zinc finger protein 431-like. Gene Ontology annotation, biological process: regulation of transcription by RNA polymerase II. The record is from RefSeq and is a predicted model, not a curated record. The coding region runs from base 64 to 2475 and encodes 803 amino acids. Lineage: Eukaryota; Metazoa; Arthropoda; Insecta; Coleoptera; Cerambycidae. Gene Ontology annotation, molecular function: DNA-binding transcription factor activity, RNA polymerase II-specific; RNA polymerase II transcription regulatory region sequence-specific DNA binding; zinc ion binding. Gene Ontology annotation, cellular component: nucleus. The transcript has 4 exons.
UUAUUGCAACAUUUAUAAACAAACUAAAAGUAGAGAUCGAGAAGUUUAAGACAAGGGAAAAGCAUGGACAGAAUUAAAGAUGACAUAUUUUGUAGGCUUUGCCUCAGUGUCGUAGAUAAUGGAAAUUGGAAAGUAAUAGAAGAAACUAUCAGAGAAGUUCUAGAUGUCGUUUUGCUGAAACUGAGCGUGAGCGAAGAGAAGAAAUCUGUAAUAUGCGAUGCCUGUUCCGUUAAAUUGUUUGCAGCGUUCAAUUUUAAGGCUACUUGUAUGGACACCGAGGACAGCAUUUAUCCUUAUGUUAAUUCUGAAACUGAGGCUCCCGUCGAUUUAAGAGACAUUUAUCUAAAGUCAAGAGAUAAAGAACAUUUGAAGGAUGUAUUGGAAGACGAAAAGAUUUGUCGUUUGUGUAUGCAAGUAGUCACCUGUGGAUUUACGCCAGUAAAAGAAGUGGAUGCCGAUACACUCCUUCAAUAUAUUCCUGAAGUGAACUUGACUUCCAUUACAGAACCCAUUAUAUGCAAAGUAUGUAUCGAUUCGUUGGACACCCACACGAGUUUCUUAAAAGGCUGUUUAGAUUUGGAAGAGGCAAUUAAAAAUAUGUCUGAUGACAAAUCCGUACAAAGUCCACUCCAUAUUAUCAAAGAAGAGAUUGAAAUAAAAUCUGAAGAUUAUUUAGGUUCCCCCUCGGAAGAUGAACUCCUUGAACGCUCAAGUGACUGCCGAUCUGAAAAUGCGGGGAUCACAAAUAAUUCUAAGCGGAAGCGUAAAAGGAAGCGAUGUUUGUCAAAGAACAACAACCGUCACUUGAAAAGCACGAAUUCAUCUGAAAAGCUAAUACAUAAAUGUGAUUUCUGUGAUUAUAGGACCGGUCGAGAUAAACUUCUUACCUGUCACCUUCUACAACACAAAGACAUCUCCGAAGAGCAGAUGUUUAAAUGUCAUUCGUGCAAUUUUAAAACUAUGCGUAAACAAUAUCUUAAACGACAUCAGCGAAGGCACAAAAUUGUCCCGGAGGAGCAGAUGUUGAAGUGUGACUCCUGCGAUUAUAAAACCGGUCAAAGGAAAAUUCUUAUCCGUCAUGUUCUACGGCACAAAAACAUCCCCGAAGAGCAGAUGUUGAGAUGCAAUGUCUGUGAUUACAAAACCGGUGACGGGUAUCAACUCAAACGUCAUCAAUUAAUACACAUAGACGUCCCGGAAGAGGAGAUGUUGGGAUGCGAUUUCUGUGAUUACAAAACUGCUGAUAAGCAUUGCGUCAGACGCCAUCAGAUAAGACACAAAGACAUCCCCGCAGAGCAAAUGUAUAGAUGCGAUUCUUGUGAUUAUAAGACCAUUUAUAGGCACGGCCUUAGAAUCCAUAAACGGAAACACACAGGCGUCCCCGAAGAGCAGAUGUUCAGAUGUGAUAUCUGUGAUUACAAAACCGGUGAUAAGUAUUGCCUGAAGCGUCAUCAAUUAAAACACAAAGACAUCCCUGCGGAAAAGAUGUAUAAAUGCAAUUCCUGUGAUUAUAAAACCAUUUAUAAGGAAAGCCUUAAACGACAUCAGUUUCAACACAAAGACUUCCUCGGAGAGAAGAUACUGAAAUGUCAUUUGUGCGAUUAUAAAGCCAUUGAUAAGAAAAGUUUUACAGUUCACCAGCUCAAACACAAAAACAUUCCUGUAGAGCAGAUGUACAAAUGUCAAUCGUGCGAUUAUAAAACCAUUUUUGAGCCCUAUCUUACAAAACAUCAGCGAGUUCACAAAAACAUUCCCGAAAAUCGCAAAUAUAAAUGUGAUAUGUGUGACUUUAAAACGGUCUAUAAAGGCAAUCUUAAAAAACAUCAACUGACACAUGAAAAUGUUCCCAAAGAACAAAAAUAUAAAUGUGAUAUGUGUGAUUUUAAAACGGCUUAUAAAUCCAGUCUUAAAGAUCAUCAGAUGAAACACAAAGUCAUCCCGGAAGAGCAGAUGUUGAAAUGUCAUUCGUGCGAUUACAAAACCGUUUAUAAGAAGAAUUUUACACUCCACCAGCUCAAACACAAAAACAUUCCUGUAGAGCAGAUGUACAAAUGUCAAUUGUGCGAUUAUAAAACCAUUUUUGAGCCCUAUCUUACAAAACAUCAGAUUAGACACAAAAAACGGAAAUAUAAAUGUGAUAUGUGUGAUUUUAAAACGGUCUAUAAAGGCAAUCUUAAAACACAUCAACUGACACACAAAAAUGUUCCCAAAGAACGAAAAUAUAAUUUUAAAACGACUUAUAAAUGCAGUCUUAAAGAUCGUCAGCCGAGACACAAAGACAUCCCCGAAAAGCAGAUGUUGAAAUGUUAUUCGUGCAAUUACAAAACCAGUCGAAAGGAUCAGCUUGCACAACAUCAAUUAAUACACAAAGUCAUCUCAGAGGUGCAAUUCUAUAAAUGCAAUUCGUGCGAUUAUAAAACCGUUGAUAAGUAUCGUCUUACGCAACAUCAACUCAGGCACAAAGACAUCCUGUAGAGCACAUGUUGAAAUGUGAUUCACACCAUUAUAAAAAUAGACCAACAGAGAUAUCUUUAUAGACCAUCAGUUGAAACACAAAGAUGAAGAGAUAUAAAUGCAAUUGCUGCGAAUUUAAUACUUCUAUUUGAUUCAAUAACUACUUAGACAAAAAAAUUCCUGAGGAAAAGAUGUUGAAGUGAGAUUCCUUUUGCAGCAGCAAUUUAAGUUUCUUUGUAUUCUCCGAAAAGGCAAUAGAUUUGUAAUCUAUAAAUAAAUAUAAUUAUAAAAAAUAUUUUGUUGAUAUCUGCACCUCCUGUU